This is a messenger RNA of Ostrinia nubilalis (European corn borer), 1291 nucleotides long. RefSeq lists its product as uncharacterized. The transcript has 3 exons. NCBI's taxonomy places the organism in Eukaryota, Metazoa, Arthropoda, Insecta, Lepidoptera, Crambidae. The coding region runs from base 137 to 433 and encodes 98 amino acids. The record is from RefSeq and is a predicted model, not a curated record.
UAUGACACUCUGUUAAGCCAGACUGUCACCAAGUGCCAGACGGAACGCCCUGUCUGGGAGAUAAUAAUAAUUAAAAAUAAACAAGAAAAUAAUUAAUUAAUAAAGAAAGUUCAGUGCUCGUGUGUGUUUGUGUGAAAUGAGUAGUGCAAUGGAAAUGACUACCAAAAGCUUAAUAGUGCUUAUAUGCGUGGCGGUUCUCUUCCGGGAAUCGAACGCGCGACCGCCCUGGCUGAGCCAAAACAGCGACGUGUUCAGGCAGUCCGCAGAGUGUCAUACAGACGACGAGCUCCUAGACCUCUGCCAAAGGUGUGCCAAGCUGACCAAGUCCAAGCUAGCCUUACCAGCUUGCUGUUCAACUGAUAUGGAAGCCAGGAAAUGGUGUUCAGAUUACGUGUACUUCGGGCGAGGGGAAUACGACUUCUACGCCGAUUGAAAUAGAGAAUAUUAUUGCAUGUGUUUUACUUGUAGGAUCGUGUGUUGUGUGCGGUCCAUAAUGAGUUGUGUGGAUUUUCCUCCUGGCCCUAGCUGUCUUGGAGUUAUAAGAACAAUCGUUUAAAAAAAUAAAAGGAAAAAGAGCUGGUUGUGAUUUAAAAGUGCUUUUAAAAAGUCUAAUUGCAAAAAUAAAUUAAUAAGAAACUCAUAAAAACAACAUCGUGGCAUCAUAAUAUUUAGUUGUGAUUUUAAUCCUCUUUUGCAAAAGAAAAACGUUUGUUAAAAAAAUGUAAUGAGAUUAAAAACCAUACAAGAUUUUUGACAUUUCUUUUUGAAAACCAUGCUUAAUACUUUGUACUGAAAUAAAGCCUUUGAAUUAUUUACUGAAUUAUUAAUAUUCACAAUAAAAUAAUGUAAUUUGGUUAACUACAGCAGUUAUUCAUUAAUUGUAUGCUUAUUAUGUUAGGCCAGGUUUCUUCUCAAUUUUUAGGUAUUUUGGGCCUUAACAGCGGACCUGUGAAUGUUGUUGUGCAUGUAUUAUUAUACUUAUAUUAUAAUAAUAAUUAAGCGUAUUCCCUAAAGAUUGUUGUUACCUGUGCUAUUUCAAAAUGUGAUAUUAUUAUUAAAAUACAAUAAUAUUGUCCAUUAUUUGCCUUCAGGCACUUUUUGUGAUAUCUAUUUUUAGUAGAAAAUCUAUAUUUGAGACAUAAAUUAUUGAGAAAUGUUCGUAAACAAUAUUAUUGGAUAAAUGUUGGUUAUGUUCUUUCUCUGUCUUGAAUAUUUACAUUGGCUGUGAUAAUCUAAGAAUAUAAGUUAGAAAAUAUAUAAAAUUAAUAAAUAAACAAUUAAAAUAAGAAUU